AUGUCGUCAACUCUAAACGGGUUAGGAAUUGGCGGCGAUCAUUCUCAUUCAUUUGAUAUAAAUCAAAUGGUAUUAGAUGUUGGAGAACAACAAGAUGAUUGUAAUUCAUCGGCACGUAUGUUUGAACGUACAAGAAUUCAAGUAUUAGCCGAUGAACGUGGUCAUGUACAAAAAAAAACAUUUACAAAAUGGGUUAAUUCACAUUUAUCUCGAGUUGGAUGUCGAAUACAAGAUUUAUAUACAGAUUUAUCUGAUGGUCGUAUGUUAAUACGUCUAUUAGAAAUAUUAUCUGGUGAAAGAUUACCAAAAGCUACACGUGGAAAAAUGAGAAUACAUUGUUUAGAAAAUGUUGAUAAAGCUAUCAUGUUUUUACAAGAACAACAUGUACACUUAGAAAAUAUUGGUGCCCAUGAUAUUGUUGAUGGGAAUUCAAGUUUAAUAUUAGGUCUUAUAUGGACAAUAAUUCUUCGUUUUCAAAUACAAGAUAUUACUAUUGAAGAAUUUGAAUCAUCUGAAACAAAAUCGGCUAAAGAUGCUCUAUUAUUAUGGUGUCAAAUGAAAACAGCCGAUUAUUCAAAUGUAAAUGUUCGAAAUUUUACAUCAUCAUGGAAAGAUGGUCUUGCAUUUUGUGCACUUAUACAUAAACAUCGUCCCGAUCUUAUACCACAAUUUAAAACACUUACAAAAGAUCAACCAAUGAAUAAUCUUAAAUUAGCUUUUGAUACAUGUGAAAAAAAAUUAGGUAUAACAAAAUUAUUAGAUCCUGAAGAUGUUAAUGUUGAAUAUGUUGAUGAAAAAUCUAUUAUUACCUAUAUUGUAACAUUAUAUCAUUAUUUUUCUAAAAUGAAAAAUGAUAGUGUUCAAGGUAGACGUUUAGCUAAAGUAGUUGGUUCAGCAUUAGAUUCAGAAAAAAUGCAAUUAGAAUAUGAACGUUUAACAUCCGAUUUAUUACAAUGGAUUGAAUUAACUAUUCAACAAUUAAAUAAUCGAACAUUUCCAAAUUCAUUGGCUAAAGUACAAGAAAAAUUAAUUGAAUUUAAUAAAUAUCGAGUUAUUGAUAAACCGGGAAGAUUUGCUGAAAAAGGUAAUUUGGAAGUAUUAUUAUUUACAUUACAAUCAAAAGAACGUGCUAAUCAACAAGUGCCCUAUUAUCCACGAGAAGGUAAAAUGAUAUCGGAUAUAAAUCAAGCAUGGGAAUCAUUGGAACGUGCUGAACAUGAACGAGAAUUAGCAUUACGUGAAGAAAUAUUACGUCAAGAAAGAUUAGAACAAUUAGCAUCAAAAUUUAAUCGUAAAGCAGGUUUAAGAGAAAAAUGGUUAACAGAUAGUGAAAAAUUAGUGGCAUCAGAUCAAUUUGGUUCAGAUUUAACAUCAGUUGAAGCGGCAUUUAAAAAACAAGAAGCUAUUCAAACAGAUAUUGCCGCUUUUGAAGAACGUUUACAAAAUAUAAUGGCAAUAGCAAAUGAAUUAAAAUUAGAAGAUUAUCAUGAUUAUUCAACAAUUGAAGCACGAAAAAAAAAUGUUGAUAUGCAUUGGGAAUAUCUUGUAUCAUUAGUUACAAAACGACGACAAUGUUUAGAAUUAGCAUACAAUUUACAACGUGUAUUUCAAGAAAUGCAAUAUAUUCUUGAUUGGAUAUCCGAUUUAAAAUGGCGUUUAAAAUCAGAUGAUAUUGAAAAAAAUUUAAUGUCUGCUGAUGAUUUACUUCAACGUCAAUCAUUAAUUGAAGCUGAUAUAUUUGUUAUUGAUGAACGUCUUAAACGUGCCAUAUCAGAUGCUGAUGAAUAUUUAGAUCCAUCAAUUAAUAUUGAUGGUUAUCGUCCAUGUACAACAGAAGAUAUUGAAUAUCGUAUACAUAAUUUACAAUCAUCCUAUGAAGAAUUAAUUGAUUUAGCACGUAAACGACGUGAACAAUUAGAACAAGGAAAAUUAUUAUGGAAAUUUUAUUCAGAUAUGAAUGAUGAAGAAAUAUGGAUUGAUGAAAAACAACAACAAAUGACAUCACCCGAUUAUGGACAUGAUGUAAAUAGUGUACUUAGUUUAAAAAAUAAACAUAAAUCACAAGAAUAUGAUAUGCAAAUUCGAUAUACACAAUUAGAACAAUUAUUAAAUACAGGUGAACAAAUGAUUCGUCAAUCACAUUUUGGUACACCAAAAAUAUCUGCUCGUUUAGAAUUAUUAAAACAAAAAUGGGAUAAUUUAAUUCGUGAAUCAAAUGAACGUGCUAAACAUUUACAAGAAUCAUAUGAUUAUUAUCAAUUUUUUUCGGAUGCUGAUGAUAUUGAUACAUGGAUGUUAGAUAUGUUAAAAUUAGUAUCAAGUGAAGAUAUUGGUCGAGAUGAAUUAUCAGCUCAAACAUUAUUAAAAAAACAUAAAGAUGUUCAAGAUUUACUUGAUAAUUAUCGUAAAACAAUUGAUGGUUUAAAACAAAUUAAUUUACAACAAUUAACUGUUGAUAAUAGACAAUCACAAGAUGUUCAACAGAGAAUACAAUCAAUUGAUAGACGUUAUGCUGAACUUUUAGAAUUAUCUAAAUUAAGAAAACAAAAAUUACAUGAUGCCAUUUCACUAUUCAGAUUAUUUCAUGAUGCUGAUAAUGUUGAAGCAUGGAUUGAUGAAAAAGAACGAUUUUUAGCUACAUUAGAUCCAACUAUUGUCAAUGAUAUUGAAGAAUUAGAAGUAAUUAAACAUCGUUUUGAUGGUUUUGAACGUGAUAUGAAUUCCACAGCAUCAAAAGUAGCUGUUGUUGGUCAUCAAGCUCGUGCAUUAAUGCAAAUUGAUCAUCCAAAUUCACAAGAAAUUCUUGAUAGAAUGAGUCGUUUAAAUCAAAAUUGGGCACAAUUAAGAAAAUUAGUAGAUAAAAAACGAGAUGAUUUAAGUUCAACAUUUGGUGUACAAACAUUUCAUAUUGAAUGUAAUGAGACAAUAUCAUGGAUACAAGAUAAAAUUAGAAUUGUACAAUCGACAGAAGAUCUAGGUCGUGAUUUGGGUGGCGUAAUGACAAUGCAACGUCGACUAAGUGGUUUAGAACGUGAUAUGGCUGCUAUACAAUCGAAAUUAGAUCAACUUGAAAAUGAAGCACAAAAAUUAGAAAAAGAUCAUCCAGAUGAAGCACAAGAUAUUAAAACAAAAGUAAAUCAAAUUAAUAGUGUUUGGUAUGAAUUAAAAGAAAUAUUACGUCGACGAGAAGAAUCAAUGGGUGAAGCAGCUGAAUUACAAAAAUUUCUACGAGAUUUAGAUCAUUUUUCAGCAUGGUUAACACGUACUCAAACAUUGGUGGCGAGCGAAGAUAUACCAAAUACAUUAAAUGAAGCUGAACAAUUAUUAAAUCAACAUCAAACAAUUAAAGAAGAAAUUGAUCGUUAUGGACCAGAUUAUUCACAAAUGAAAGAUUAUGGACAUCGUGUAAUACGAGAUGCUGAUACAUCCGAUCCACAAUAUAUAUUUUUAAGAGAAAGAUUAAAUGCACUUGAUGAUGGUUGGAAUGAAUUAGAUCAAAUGUGGCACCAAAAGAAGAAUAUGUUAACAGAAGCCAUGCAAUAUCAAAUGUUUAUGAGAGAUUCAAAUCAAGCUGAAAUAUUAUUGAAUCAUCAAGAAAAUUAUUUACAACGUGAAAAAGAACAACAACCACGAACAUUUGAUGAUGUAGAAGUAAUGAUUAAAAAACAUGAAGAUUUUAUGACAACAAUGUCAGCUAAUGAAGAUAAAAUACAUGGUGUUUGCUCAUUUGCUCAAAGAUUAUGUCAAGAAAAUCAUUACCUUGGUGAUCGUAUUCUUCAACGUGCAUCAAUAAUUAACGAUCGUCAUGACUCGAAUCGUUCUCGAACAAUGGAAAUUUCUGAUAAAUUACGUGAUGCAUUAAAAUAUUUUCAAUUUAUUCAAGAUUGUGAUGACUUAAAAGAAUGGUUAGAUAUGAAAUAUUUACAAGCUCAAGAUGAUACAUAUCGUGAUACGACAAAUAUUCAUACAAAAUAUUUGAGACAUCAAGCAUUUCAAGCUGAAAUUAUUUCAAAUAAAGAACGAUUAAAUUCAUUGAAAAGGCAUGCACAACAACUUAAAGAAGAACAAACCGAAGAAGAGAGUAGUGGUGGUAAAACAAGAAUGAGUUUAAGUAAAAAACAAGAGGGAGAAGAUUAUGAUGCAACAAUUGAUAAACGAAUUGAAGAAUUAGAACAAUUAUGGACAAAUCUCGAAGAAACAACCAAAGAUAAAGGUGAACGUUUAUUUGAUGCUAAUCGUUCAAAAUUAUUUCAACAAUCUAUCACCAAUUUGGAUGAAUUUAUGUUCGAUAUUGAAAAACAUAUUAAAGCUGGUGAAGGUGAAACAAUAGUUGAUGGUACUCCUGUUGAAUCAACAAUACAAACUCAAUUAGCACCUGAAGAAAAUAAUUUAACAUCAACUAAUCUAUUAUUAUUGAAACAGACAACUAUUGAAGAAGAACUACUUAAACGACAACAACAAGUUGAUGAACUUCGAUUACAAGCUGAAAAGUUAAAACAAUUAGAACCAGAUAAAUCACAAGAAAUUGAUACAAAACGAAUACAAGUUGAAGAAAAAUUUAGCAGAUUAUUACAACCAUUAAAUGAAAAAAAAUUAAGAUUAGAACAACAAAAACGUUUACAUCAAUAUAUACGUGAUAUUGAAGAUGAACAAUUGUGGUUAAAUGAAAAAUUUCAAUUUAUUCAACAGUCGCAAGCUGAUUUUAUGACAUCAACUUUUACACGUCAACAAACACUUCAAAAUAUUCAAUUAUUGAAACGUAAAAAUGAAUCUCUUUUAAAAGAAAUUGAUAAUCAUGAACAACGACUUAUUGAAAAUUUAAAAACAGAAUGCGAAGAAAUAUCACAGAUCUAUCCACAACGUGCUGAUGAAUUUCAACAACGUUUAGAAGAAUUAUCGAUAAAUUAUGCCCAAUUAAAAGAGACAAUUCGUCAACGUCGUGAACAUUUAGAAUUAUUAGAACAAGUUUAUCAAUAUUAUUAUGAUUUAUCUGAGGCUGAAGCUUGGCUUGGUGAACAAGAAUUGUAUAUGAUGAGCGAAGAGCGAGGAAAAGAUGAAAUUUCCACUCAAACAUUCAUACGAAAACAACAGCAAAUGGAAGGAAAUAUUGAACAAUAUACAGAUAUAUUAAGACAAUUAGGUGAACGAGCAAAAACUCUAGUAACAGAUUUACAUUCAUCAACGUUAACAUCAGAAUUGAUUCAGGAUCAUACAGAGCAUAUUCAAAAACGUCAAACACAAUUAGAUAAAUUGUACGCAUCGCUCAAAGAUCUCUCACAAGAGCGUCAUCUUCGUCUGGAUGAAACAUUAAAAUUAUACAAAUUAAAUCGAGAAAUAGAAGAUCUAGAACAAUGGAUAUCUGAUCGAGAACUUAUUGCUGGCUCACAUGAAUUAGGACAAGAUUUUGAACAUGUCAAUAUGCUUUUAGAUCGUUUUACUCAAUUUUCAACUGAAACUCAACAAAUUGGUGAUGAACGUUUAUCACAUGCCAAUGAAAUGAUUGAUAUUCUUAUUGCAAAUGGUCAUGUUGAUUCAGCUCAAAUAGCCGAAUCAAAAGAUCAAUUAAACGAAUCAUAUCAAGAUCUAUUAGAAAUGAUUGAAACACGAUUACAAUCAUUGAAAGCAUCAUGGGAAUUACACAAAUUUUUACAUGAUUGUAAAGAAAUUAUUAUAGUAAUGCAAGAAAGAAAAAAUUCCAUACCCGAUGAAAUUGGUCGUGAUCAACAAAGUGUACAACAAUUAAUUCGAAAACAUCAACAAUUUGAAACAGAACUAGUACUAUUAGCUCAAGAAAUUCAACGUAUUCAAAUGGAAUCCAAACGUUUACAUGGUCGUUAUGCUGGCGAAAAAGAAUCGGAUAUUAAACAAAAAGAGAAUGAUGUUAUUCAACAAUGGAAAUCGUUUCAACAAUAUGUUGAUCAACGAAAACGUUUAUUAAAUGAUUUUGAUGAUUUACAUCGAUUUUUUAAUAUGGCAAGAGAUUUACACAUGUGGAUGGAUACAAUGAUUCGUCAAAUGACAAAUAGUGAUAAACCACAUGAUGUAUCAGGCGUUGAUCUACUGAUGAACAAUCAUCAGAGUUUAAAAGCAGAAAUUGAUGCUAGACAAGAAAACUUUACAAUGUGUAUUAAUUUAGGUAAAGAUUUAAUAAAUCGUCGUCAUGUUCGUUCAUUUGAAGUUAAAGAUAAAUGUAUACAAUUGUCAAUGUUGAGAGACAAAUUAGAUGAUACAUGGUCAGAACGAUGGGAAUAUUUACAAUUAAUUUUGGAGGUCUAUCAAUUUGCUAGAGAUGCAGCUAUUGCUGAAACAUGGUUAAUUACACAAGAAUCCUAUUUACAAAAUGAAGAAUUAGGAGAUACUCUAGAUCAAGUUGAAAAUUUAAUUAAACGUCAUGAACAAUUUGAAAAAAGUCUUAUGGCACAAGAAGAUCGAUUUAAUGCAUUGAGAAAUUUAACAACUUUAGAAAAGAAAAAACAACAGCCACCACCAGAGCCAAGACAAACAAAAUUACACAUAUAUCUAGAUGAAUUUAAAACAUGGGAUGAACGAGAUGCUGAAAGACCAUCGAAAGCAACCGUUGGUGGUGAAUAUAGUGCAGGUGAUCAGACUACAACAACAAGUGCAACAGAUGGACGCCCGUCGACAUUACCAUCGGGUAAAAAACGUCCAUCAGACACAACCGAUUCUGGAUCAAGACAACAACAACGACGAUCAGAGUCAAUUUCAAGGCAACAAGUUGUUAAAGAAGGUUUAUUAACAAGAAAACAUGAAUGGGAAGGACAGGAAAGAAAAGCACAACAUCGAGCAUGGGAAAAAUUAUAUUGUGUAUUAACAGGUUCUCAUUUACAAUUUUAUAAAGAUCAAAAACAUUAUAAAACGUCUCGUACAUACAGUGAAGAUUUACAAUUCGAUAAUUCGACAAAUGUUGCACCAGCGACAGAUUAUCGUAAAAAAACACAUGUAUUUCGUUUACGUUUAAUAGAUGGUAAUGAAUAUUUAUUUCAUGCCAAAGACGAUUUGGAAAUGAACGAAUGGAUUCAAGCUAUCAAUACGUGUAUACCAUCUACAUCCGCAUCAACUACUACCACUCAUAUUCCAUCGAUUGCUCUCACAUCACCCCCUCCUCUCUCAGCUUCGUCUUCCCCUCGUCAUCAUCCACCAUCAAUAAUGACAACAAGUACAUCAGGCGUAGAAAUUACAUCUACUCAAUCGCCACCAACAGCUACAGAACAAAAAUCACGAACAUUACCUACAGAAUCACAGCCGACAUCAUCGUCGACAACUACUGGAACAGGAGCGUCAACAACAGCAACAGCAACAAGUGGCAAAAAGAAAACAGGCGGAUUUUUUUCAAUGAAACGAAAAUAA
Molecule: messenger RNA, 7368 nt
Organism: Didymodactylos carnosus
Lineage: Eukaryota; Metazoa; Rotifera; Eurotatoria; Philodinida; Philodinidae
Source: the annotation of a GenBank genome assembly